GGCUUGGCUUUGCCGCGCUCGGUGCACUUGGGCGAGAGCAGGAACGUGGAACGGAGCUCCGAUCCCAGCGCAGCCACCGCGAUGAGAGGCGCCCGUGGCGCCUGGGAUUUUCUCUGCGUCCUGCUCCUCCUGUUUCGCGUCCAGACAGGCUCUUCUCAACCAUCUGUGAGUCCAGGGGAACUGUCUCUACCAUCCAUCCAUCCAGCAAAAUCAGAGUUAAUAGUCAGUGCUGGCGACGAGAUUAGGCUGUCAUGCACCGAUCCAGGAUUUGUCAAAUGGACUUUUGAGACCCUGGGUCAGUUGAAGGAGGACACGCACAAGGAAUGGGUCACAGAGAAAGCGGAGGCCGCCAACACGGGCAAUUACACGUGCACCAACAGAGACGGCUUAAGCAGGUCCAUUUAUGUGUUUGUUAGAGAUCCCGCACGGCUUUUCCUCGUUGACAUUCGCUUGUAUGGGAAAGAAGACAAUGAUACGCUGGUCCGCUGUCCUCUGACAGACCCAGAUGUGACCAAUUACUCCCUCACGGGGUGCGAGGGGAAGCCUCUUCCCAAGGACUUGACGUUCGUCGCCGAUCCCAAGGCCGGCAUCACGAUCCGAAACGUGAAGCGCGAGUAUCAUCGGCUCUGCUUGCACUGCUCAGCGGACCAGAAGGGCAAGCCCGUGCUGUCAACGAAAUUCACCCUGAAAGUGAGGGCAGCCAUCAGAGCUGUCCCGGUGGUGUCCGUGUCCAAAGCAAGCUCGCUUCUUAGGGAAGGGGAGGAAUUCUCUGUGAUGUGCUUGGUCAAGGAUGUGUCCAGUUCCGUGGACUCCAUGUGGAUCAAGGAAAACAGCCAGCAGACUAAUGCACAGACGCAGAGUAAUAGUUGGCAUCAGGGUGACUUCAAUUUCGUACGUCAGGAAAAGCUGACUAUCCGCUCAGCUAGAGUCAAUGAUUCUGGAGUGUUCAUGUGUUAUGCCAAUAAUACUUUCGGAUCAGCGAAUGUCACAACCACCUUGGAAGUUGUCGAUAAAGGAUUCAUUAAUAUCUUCCCCAUGAUGAAUACUACAAUAUUUGUCAAUGAUGGCGAGAAUGUGGACCUGACUGUUGAAUAUGAGGCAUAUCCCAGACCUGAACACCAGCAGUGGAUUUAUAUGAACAGAACCUUCACUGAUAAAUGGGAAGAUUAUCCUAAGUCUGACAAUGAAAGUAAUAUCAGAUACGUGAGUGAACUGCAUCUCACCAGAUUAAAAGGGAACGAAGGAGGCACUUACACAUUUCAAGUGUCCAAUUCCGAUGUCAACUCUUCCGUGACUUUCAAUGUUUAUGUGAACACCAAACCAGAAAUCCUGAGUCAUGAAAGUCUCGUGAAUGGCAUGCUCCAGUGUGUGGUAUCUGGGUUCCCAGAGCCCACAGUAGAUUGGUAUUUUUGUCCAGGAACCGAGCCGAGAUGUUCCCUUCCUGUUGGGCCAAUGGAUGUGCAGUUGCAAAACUCCUCUGUCUCACCAUCUGGAAAACUUGUGGUUCAGAGCUCCAUUGAUUAUAGUGCAUUCAAGCACAACGGCACGGUCGAGUGUAGGGCUUACAACAAUGUGGGCAGGAGUUCUGCCUUUUUUAACUUUGCAUUUAAAGGUAACAGCAAAGAACAAAUCCAUCCCCACACCCUGUUCACACCUUUGCUGAUUGGUUUUGUGAUCGCAGCUGGUAUGAUGUGCAUUAUCGUGAUGAUUCUUACCUACAAAUAUUUACAGAAACCCAUGUAUGAAGUACAGUGGAAGGUUGUUGAGGAGAUAAAUGGAAACAAUUACGUGUACAUAGACCCAACACAACUUCCUUAUGAUCAUAAAUGGGAGUUUCCCAGAAACAGGCUGAGUUUUGGAAAAACUCUGGGUGCUGGGGCCUUUGGGAAAGUGGUUGAGGCUACCGCAUAUGGCCUCAUUAAGUCGGAUGCCGCCAUGACUGUCGCCGUUAAGAUGCUCAAACCAAGUGCCCAUUUAACUGAACGAGAAGCCCUAAUGUCUGAGCUCAAAGUCUUGAGUUACCUUGGUAAUCACAUGAAUAUUGUGAAUCUUCUUGGAGCGUGCACCGUUGGAGGGCCCACCCUGGUCAUUACUGAAUACUGUUGCUAUGGUGAUCUUUUGAAUUUUUUGCGAAGAAAACGUGAUUCAUUUAUUUGCUCAAAGCAGGAAGAUCACGCUGAAGUGGCACUUUAUAAGAACCUUCUGCAUUCAAAGGAGUCUUCGUGCAAUGAUAGUACUAAUGAAUACAUGGACAUGAAACCCGGAGUUUCCUAUGUUGUGCCGACCAAGGCGGACAAAAGGAGAUCGGCAAGAAUAGGCUCAUACAUAGAAAGAGAUGUGACUCCCGCCAUCAUGGAAGAUGACGAGUUGGCUCUAGACCUGGAGGACUUGUUGAGCUUUUCUUACCAGGUGGCCAAGGGCAUGGCCUUCCUCGCCUCCAAGAAUUGUAUUCACAGAGACCUGGCUGCUAGAAAUAUCCUCCUUACUCAUGGUCGAAUCACAAAGAUUUGUGAUUUUGGUCUAGCCAGAGACAUCAAGAAUGAUUCUAAUUAUGUGGUCAAAGGAAACGCUCGGCUGCCUGUGAAGUGGAUGGCACCGGAAAGCAUUUUCAACUGUGUGUACACAUUCGAGAGUGAUGUCUGGUCCUAUGGGAUUUUUCUAUGGGAGCUGUUCUCUUUAGGAAGCAGCCCCUACCCUGGGAUGCCAGUCGAUUCGAAGUUCUACAAGAUGAUCAAAGAAGGGUUCCGAAUGCUCAGCCCUGAGCACGCACCUGCUGAAAUGUAUGACAUCAUGAAGACUUGCUGGGAUGCUGAUCCCCUGAAAAGGCCAACGUUCAAGCAGAUCGUGCAGCUAAUUGAGAAGCAGAUUCCGGAUAGCUCCAAUCAUAUUUAUUCCAACCUAGCGAACGGCAGUCCCCACCAGGAGCGGCCCGUGGUGGACCAUUCUGUGCGGAUCAACUCCGUGGGCAGCAGCGCAUCCUCCACCCAGCCUCUGCUGGUGCACGAAGAUGUCUGACGCAGGAGGCAUGCCAGCGGGGGUGGGGGGGUCCUCCCCAACAGGAAUGAUCCCUGCUCUUUUGGUUUCUAUACUGGUUGUUUUUGUUCUCUUUCGGCUUGCAUCCUGUCCCAGAGUAGUGGACACGCCACUGUAAUCCCAUCUUGACGCGCACACUCGAGUGGCCGGUGAUUUUUGUCACCAGCCAGCAUCCUGUUGUAAGAGUUCCAACUGUAUCUUCUCCUCCCCAGAGCCAGGCAGCC
Enhydra lutris kenyoni (northern sea otter) is the source of this 3257-nucleotide messenger RNA. RefSeq names its product KIT proto-oncogene receptor tyrosine kinase (gene KIT). The transcript has 21 exons. The coding region runs from base 82 to 3015 and encodes 977 amino acids. Gene Ontology annotation, cellular component: signaling receptor complex. The record is from RefSeq and is a predicted model, not a curated record. Lineage: Eukaryota; Metazoa; Chordata; Mammalia; Carnivora; Mustelidae. Gene Ontology annotation, biological process: positive regulation of receptor signaling pathway via JAK-STAT; Kit signaling pathway; protein phosphorylation. Gene Ontology annotation, molecular function: ATP binding; cytokine binding; transmembrane receptor protein tyrosine kinase activity.